AUGGCAAAUAAUCCUCAGUUUAAGCUGGGAAUCUUACAUUGCAAUUCGACCAUAGCUAACGCAAUUUUUGCCAUUUUAUCCAUAAUUGGUCAACUAGGGCAGAGUAUUACCUUGCCGUUAUGGAUCGAUUCCACGAUUGAUAACUCAUCAUUUGAAAACACUGACGGAAAUUCUACCGAGUUAAAAAUGGAUAGCUACUUCGUUUUAACGUUCUCCUUAUCAGUAUUCUUUCUUUUCUUUGGAUCUAUCACGUUAUUUCUCAAAGUUACACGUCCAGAAGAAAUUAAUCCACUCGGAAAACUGUUUCCUAGCAAAUAUAUCUUGCUAGUUGCAUCACUGUCUGCUCUAGAUGGUUUAUUGAUAGUUUAUUCGAGUAGCGGCACAAGAACACCACCUCAUCUGCAAGCGAUUCUACAGACUGUUGUUAUACCCUUGACAAUACUCUUCAGAUUUUUCUUUUUACGCAAAAGACCAACGUUACUGAAAUUUAUCUGUGCUGGUAUGGUCUUAGUAGCCCUUUUUGUCUGUUUAAUUCCUACCAUGUUUACCAUUACUUCCAAUCAUCAACAGAACAUAUCUGAAGUAUCUAAUGAUCAUCCAUCAUUUAUUUGGCCUAUUAUUUAUAUAACAGGUUUGAUUCCAGGCACAAUUUCCAUUAUCUUCAUGGAAGCUAGUUUGAAACUAAAGCUCGAUCAAGAUAAAACCGUUAAUAUAUUUUGGUUUUUAACUUGGGUAAAGUUAUAUCAGUUGGUUAUUAUUGUCCUUUGCUUUUGGACGGAUUUUCUUCCUCAUUGGGGUGAUCAACCUAAUAUUGAGAUAUUUGCUAAAAGGCACGUUAGCAUUAAUUCGAUCUGGGUAUUCUCUAUAUCAUGUUUUUUUGGUGGAUCAGGUUGUUCUCCAUCGCCUGGAGUACGUGGUACUAUUUUCAUGUUGUGCUAUAUCUUAAAUUUUACAUCCAGCCUGCUUUUAAUUCAAUAUUCCGAAGGAGCUGCCCUCGCUGCAAUGGUAUCGUCUGUUGUGACUCCGUUAAACUUUUUGUUUUGGACCUUAUUUAAUGAACGACCAUUCCAGUGGCAUCCUCAUCUAUCAACUUCCUUAUGGUUUAGUAUUGGAGGUUUAUGUCUUAUGUUUCCAGCUAUUCUGAUAUAUAACUUCGGUGAAAAGGAGAAAGUCGUAGAAGAUCAUCAACCGGAAGAAAGAAAGCACCUUUUGGAACAAGAAUUGCGAGAUUUAUCAAAUGCAGAACAAUAUUAG
This is a messenger RNA of Trichoplax adhaerens, 1254 nucleotides long. RefSeq lists its product as uncharacterized. Lineage: Eukaryota; Metazoa; Placozoa; Uniplacotomia; Trichoplacea; Trichoplacidae. Bases 1 to 1254 code for a protein of 417 amino acids. The record is from RefSeq and is a predicted model, not a curated record. The transcript has 6 exons.